Messenger RNA from Miscanthus lutarioriparius, 1041 nucleotides. Lineage: Eukaryota; Viridiplantae; Streptophyta; Magnoliopsida; Poales; Poaceae. The record is from the annotation of a GenBank genome assembly.
AUGGAUCCUGUGGCGGCAGCGGCGGCGCACGGCGGCGGGCACCACUUCGCGCCGCCCGUGGCGCCGUUCCACCACCCGUUCGGUGGCUUAGGCGGGCACCACCACCUGUUCCUGGGGCAGCAGCACCCGGCGUUCCAGCAUUUCCAGGAGCAGCAGCGCCAGCUGGAGCUGAUGGGCGGUGGGGGCGGUGUCCCCGGCGUGAACAAACAGGAGCUCGCUGACGACAGCAACAACACCAUGAACAGCGCCGGGAGCAACGGGAGCGGCGACGGCGACCAGCACCAGCACCAGCAGCAGGCGGGGGGCGACGGCGACCAGCAGCACCAGCACCAGCAACAGCAGCACCCGCUGGUGAUGCGCCGCCCGCGUGGCCGCCCCGCGGGGUCCAAGAACAAGCCGAAGCCGCCCGUGAUCAUCACGCGGGACAGCGCCAGCGCGCUGCGCGCCCACGUGCUGGAGGUCGCCGCCGGCUGCGACGUCGUCGACAGCGUGGCCGGGUUCGCGCGCCGCCGCCAGGUGGGCGUGUGCGUGCUCAGCGGCGCCGGGAGCGUCGCCAACGUGUGCAUCCGUCAGCCCGGUGGCGGCCCCGGCACCGUCGUCACCCUCGCUGGCCGCUUCGACAUCCUCUCCCUCAGCGGCUCCUUCCUCCCGCCGCCGGCGCCGCCAGCUGCGACGGGGCUCACCGUCUACCUCUCCGGCGGGCAGGGCCAGGUGGUGGGCGGCACGGUCGCCGGCCCGCUCCUCGCCUCCGGCCCCGUCGUGAUCGUCGCCGCCUGCUUCGGCAACGCCGCCUACGAGCGCCUCCCGCUCGACGACGAUGAGCCGCCGCCGCAGCAGCACCUGCAACAGCCUCUUCCUCCUCCGCAGGGCAUGCCCGGAGCCUCCUCCUCGUCGCCGCCCCCGCCGCUGCCAUUGCCCGGACAACACCCGCUCGCUGACCAGCUCCCCCACAGCCUCAUGAACGGCCUCCCUCUCCCCGCCGACGCCUACGGCUGGGCCAACCCCGGAGGCAGCGGCGCCGGCCGCGUCGCCCCGUACUGA